AUGAGUGGAAGUUCUUCAAUGCAUGAGAAUAUGGCUGCUCCUAUAUGCAAUUGUGAAGAAAAGUGUGUCAUAUUCACAUCAAAGACACCUAAGAAUCCUAACCGACGUUUCUUUGGUUGUCCAUAUUUUAAUUUUGAGAAAAAAAUGUUAUAUUGUGACUAUUUCAUGUGGGAGGAUGAAUUCAUUGCAUCCCAAACUACAAUGGUUGAGUUGAAGGAAACCAAGAAGGAGGAAGAUGUGAUGAAUAGUGAUGUGGAAGUUAAAGUUAAUCAAUUUGAAAGUGAUAUGGAACAUAAAAUUAAUGUAUUAGAGAGGGAUAUUAAAGUCAUGAAAUUUCAGAGUGAAUCACAAAUGAAGAGAAGGAAUUGGAAAAAGUAUGUUGGAGUUGUAGUGCUUUUGAUUGUUGCUUUGGUUAUAGUUGUUUGUGUUUUGAAGCAUACAAAUUUUUUUAAGUAG
This is a messenger RNA of Lathyrus sativus (Indian pea), 456 nucleotides long. Lineage: Eukaryota; Viridiplantae; Streptophyta; Magnoliopsida; Fabales; Fabaceae. The record is from the annotation of a GenBank genome assembly.